GCAUUUUGUUCUGUCUGCAACCGGCCGCCAUACUCAAACAAAAAGAUUGAGAUGAAAAGAUAAAUUUGCUUUUAUUGGAGCUUGUUGAACGUGUUUUAAUUUACUAAAUGAGUUCUAAAUCAGAUGUAAACAGAAGAGUACUCGCCAUUCAGGCGAAAAAGAAAAGGCAUAAACUCGGAAAGAAGAAAAAUCGCGAGGAAGAUAUCGGCGCUGGUGGACAAGGAAACGGGCUGCGCAAUCAAAACCAGAACCGUCUUGAACCGACUCACAGUUCGUCCAACGAAACUAUCGAAGAGGACGAGGAUGAGCAAUAUGCCAGCGACGACGAGGAGCAAGAGGACAGCGCCGACUACUGCAAGGGUGGAUACCAUCCUGUCAAGAUCGGAGACUUGUUCCUGAAUCGCUACCACGUCACUAGGAAAUUGGGUUGGGGGCAUUUCUCCACGGUGUGGCUGUGCUGGGAUCUCGUCGACAAGCGGUUUGUCGCAUUAAAAGUAGUUAAGUCUGCCCCUCAUUUCACAGAAACGGCCUUAGACGAAAUUAAGAUAUUGAAGUCGGUCCGCGACAGCGAUCCGGCCGAUCCUAAGCGAAACAAAACUGUCCAAUUACUAAACGAUUUUAAAAUCACGGGGGUGAAUGGAACUCAUGUGUGCAUGGUUUUUGAAGUCCUAGGGCAUCACCUGUUGAAACUUAUACUAAAGUCUAAUUACCGAGGCAUUCCCCGUGAAAACGUUAAAACUAUUAUACACCAAGUGCUGGAAGGGCUAGAUUACCUUCAUACUAAAUGUAAAAUAAUUCAUACAGAUAUAAAACCUGAAAAUGUGUUAGUGUGUGUGGAUGAAGCAUAUAUUCGUAAGUUGGCAGCUGAAGCUACUGAGCUACAUUCCUUGGGCCUCAGAUUACCCCACUCCCUCAUCAGCACAGCACCUAAGGAGUUUCAGGAACAAGUAGUUACUGGUAAAAUGAGUAGAAACAAAAAGAAAAAAUUGAAGAAAAAAGCAAAACGCCAGUCUAUGCUUCUUAAAAAACAAAUGGAACAAAUAGAAGAAAUAGAGGAACAAAAAAAGGUUGUCAACAGUGAUUCAGCACCUAUGUCACAAGACAAUGAUGACUCACCGCUAACCCCUGAGGAGGAGAGCGUUAUUGAAAAUACUCACUCUGAAAAUGAGCCAAGCGUAAAUGGUUGUAAUGAUAGUGAAAAGGCAGAUGAUGAAGCUUUUGACACUGAUGCAGAAGCUGUGCAGGUAAGAAUUAAACAAUAUGGUUGUGGGGAUGAUACAGGUACUCCUAUGUCAGAAGGGGAAAUGACAGACACACCACCGUCAUUCAAUUCUCAGAUCAAGGAUAAGAUUCUUGAUAAGAGACCUGAUCCUGCAUUUGAUGUGUGUGAAGUUGAAGUAAAAAUUGCUGACUUGGGUAAUGCCUGCUGGGUUCAUCGACACUUUACUGAGGACAUUCAAACUAGACAGUACCGCUCAUUGGAAGUUUUGCUGAGUGCAGGCUAUGGUACUUCAGCAGAUAUAUGGAGUACUGCAUGUAUGGCUUUUGAGCUGGCCACUGGAGAUUAUCUUUUUGAACCUCACUCAGGAGAUGGCUAUAGUCGGGAUGAAGACCAUCUUGCUCACAUCAUUGAGCUACUUGGAGACAUUCCUAAAAGAAUUGCUGCUUCUGGAAAGUAUUCAAAAAUAUUUUUCAAUAAAAAAGGUGAAUUGAGAAAUAUCACUGGCCUAAAACCUUGGGGCUUAGUUUCCGUUCUCACUGAAAAGUAUGAGUGGAGUCAAAAUGAUGCUGAGGAAUUUGCUGAUUUUUUGAAACCUAUGUUAGAUUUUGAUCCAAAUCGGCGAGCCACUGCAUAUGAGUGCCUUCAGCACCCUUGGUUGAAGCUAAUGAAGCCAGAACUAACUGAGUCUGAGGAAUAAACGCUCUCUGUUGAUGUGAAUGUUAUAUCAUUCAUUAAAUCAGUAGUGUCAACUUACUAAGUAUUUCAAUGUUUUAUGUUUUAAUCAAAGUUUAUUUAUGGAUUUGUUUGUGAAUAGUUUAAUUUGUAUCUAGAUUGUUUUGUUAGCAGUCCUUGAUUUUUGAAUUAAAUUGUGUGCAAAUAGAGGAAUGAUGAUGCAUAAUAAAAUUUUAGAUACACACAUUUGACAGUAGUCAUGUAUAUAAUACAGCUGCUGAUCAAACUAGUAGCAUCAAAUUAGAUUGGCAUUUAUAAAUCUCCAAAUUCCAAAAUUGUACAGAUAGCUGUAGAAAAAAUUGUGAUGUAUGAUGACAUAUAGACAAUAUAGGUUGGUCACAUUAUUAAACAUUUAGAAUAAAAUAGUUGACAUAGUUGCACCAAACACCACCUAGAAUGUGAGGAACCUAUGCAAGUCAUGCAUGCAUGUAGCCAUUCUGGUAGUAUGUAUGUUCACAUAGUUUAAGUUUGUCUUUUAUCACUAUCACAAUAAAAAUCUCAUAAUGUAAACUUAGAAGUAAGACAGUAUUUGUAAAGCCACAUUUCCGAGACUGCCUUUUUAUAUUUGAACAAGUCAUUUAAAAUUGUAUAUGGUUGGAAUCAGCUGUUAUCGAUAGGCAGUGAGACAGUGACCUUAUGCCUGUUAAUAGUUAUAUUAUUUACCAUAGAUCCCAAUUUACAUGACCAUAAUUUGUAUUAAUUAUAUCUGCAAAUUUACAUAAAUAAAAUUACGAAAAGAGCUUGUUA
Molecule: messenger RNA, 2701 nt
Organism: Pararge aegeria (speckled wood butterfly)
Lineage: Eukaryota; Metazoa; Arthropoda; Insecta; Lepidoptera; Nymphalidae
Gene: SRPK
Product: SRSF protein kinase 2
Exons: 1
Coding region: 108-1919 (603 amino acids)
Biological process (GO): protein phosphorylation; spliceosomal complex assembly; regulation of mRNA processing
Molecular function (GO): protein kinase activity; ATP binding
Source: RefSeq, a predicted model, not a curated record